Messenger RNA from Ostertagia ostertagi, 408 nucleotides. The record is from the annotation of a GenBank genome assembly. Lineage: Eukaryota; Metazoa; Nematoda; Chromadorea; Rhabditida; Trichostrongylidae.
AUGAAACUCGCCACGUCACUGACAAAUAUGCUUGGAGAGUUCGUCGCCAUUCAAAAGACCCCCGAGUUCAAGCCGUGUUCCGCGUCGAUGCAGGAGUUGAACAGGGCGAUCAAGGAGGAGAAAAAGGACUACACGUUGAAGCAUCCAUCGUCCGUCCGUAUCCGUCCACGUCCACGAUUCAAUUCUGUAGGAUGUAUGCCACAGGAGGUUAGCUCAAGUCCAUGUGGAAGAGUGACAAUGCGACCCACGAGUGGAAAACGAAGAGAUCGACCAUCCAGCCUUGUGGAGCGGAUCAUGCAACGAAUCAGUCCAGCCAGAGAAACCGAGGCGAUCACGGAAGAAGAGGAAACUGGUGAAACUCGAAAGCAAUCCACGCAAUCCGAGAAGCUCUACAUCACAAUCGUCUAA